AACACUGAGAGCCUUGAAAUAUUCCUGUUGAAUCCUGAUACCUAACGACCAUGUUCUACCGUUUUUUCCUGCCGGCAUAGUGUUUUGCAUCAUAAAAUAAAAUCAGAAUUAUCAGUUGAUUGCUACAGUGUCUUAGGCAUCGGACACGGAUGCAUUUGUUUGUAGUGUAAUUCGCAGGACAAUAGAUGAAGCUUGAUUGGGUGACCUUGAAUAACGCAAAAGUGAUUCAACAACCAGAAACUUUCUAAAACAUGUUCCCAACUCAUCAACUGCAAGAUCCCAAUGUCCUGUAUGACGGAAACGGCAACGACGCAUAUGCAUACUACACCCAAAGGGAAUCGUUUAAUAGUAACGAUUCCAUCGAUAGAGAAUCCUUGUCGGAACUGAUGUAUCCAUAUUGUGGAUAUGAGUCGUUCAGUGCCGGGGGGUUUUCCGUGAAUAUUGGUGAACUCACGUCUUCCUUCCAAGGGUUCACAAUUGACGUUGCUGGAAUAGAACGCGAACUAAGUGAAGUUAAAAAACGGGACACGGAUCUCAUUCGGCAAGAUUUCAUCCGGAAUGGAAUCGACUCUUCUAUUAGCGAGAAGGGAAUAUUGACUGCACGUCCAUCCACGAUUAAUUCAUCUUGGCCAAAAAAUCAACUACCGAGCAUGAACAACCAGUCCUUUCAAGCAUGCUGGACACCUGAACGCACCGAAGAGCAGUUAGCUGUAUUUGACGGUACACAUAAACUAUCUACGAAACGUCAACGGAUGCAGAAGGAGAACGACUAUUGUGUCUUCUGCUACAAUAACCGCGAAGAGGAAGAGACGUACCUCGGACAUACGUGUCGAGAUGCGGACGGGCAUGUCGUGUGCCCAAGGUUGAUGAAAUAUGUUUGCCCGUAUUGCAGCGCAACGGGCGUUUUUGCUCAUACGAAGAAGUACUGCCCGAGGAAACCGAUAAUCACUCCGGCGGACCUAGAAAACAUGGUCCUGGAUAAAGGGCCACAGCCGAAGUUGCGAAACGGUUGUGGCAAAGGAAACGGUACACGCGAUAAAAAGUUUUUGCGUUUUUAAUGUGUGUAGACGUUAUCGUACUUAAAAUUUUCAUUUAUUUUUUAUCGUUUUUUUUCUGACAAUGAUGAAUUUUUGAAAGACUCGAUGUAGAUCGAAAUCGGAUUUCGAUUUAUGCUGUUUUGUAACAUUCUAUUAUUAUGUGAGCUCUCGAAUUGUAAUUGAUAAGCACAAUGUGAGUAGAAAAAGCACUCGAUUCAAGAUCAACUGUUCGAAAUGUUAAUCUAUUUUGUAAUAAUGUUAUCUAUGUCUAAAGUGAAAUUACUUUAACUAAGAAAUAAA
Messenger RNA from Malaya genurostris, 1337 nucleotides. RefSeq lists its product as uncharacterized. Bases 252 to 1058 code for a protein of 268 amino acids. Gene Ontology annotation, molecular function: zinc ion binding; mRNA binding. NCBI's taxonomy places the organism in Eukaryota, Metazoa, Arthropoda, Insecta, Diptera, Culicidae. The record is from RefSeq and is a predicted model, not a curated record. The transcript is spliced from 3 exons. Gene Ontology annotation, cellular component: perinuclear region of cytoplasm. Gene Ontology annotation, biological process: oogenesis; negative regulation of translation.